CUCGUAUGUUACGUUAUGUCCACCCUCGAUUGUAUUACCCCAAUUUCAGCGAACACACAUCCCGCCAACAACCUGGGCUUUUACCGGAGCAGUCGUAACAAAUACGUGGUGGUGAGAAGUCGAAAAAAAUUAUAUAUUUUUCUGACUGAAAUGUACGAGUGUAAAAACUCGAAAAAUGGGUGCCAAGAAAAACGGUGUAGUUGGGAUGACUUAUAUUACAAUCACGAAAGAUAUUGUAGAGUAGGUCUCAUAGAGAUUGAAAAUAAACACAGCUCAACUAUUAGUUCCUCAACCAAAACGACUAAGAAAAGCCAGCGCGAUCCCAUGGGCGACAAUGGCCAAAAUUUUCUCUUCUCAGGUUAUCAAGAAGAAGACAAGAUGCUGAGGUGCAUUUCGUCUCCAGUCAGAACAUUUCUCACCGGGGGAGGGGGAGGAGGAGGAGGAGGAGCCUUGUCGACAUCAUCAUCACCUGUUUCGACCACCCGAAGGAGUAAGCAUACUCUGCCUGACCUCCCCUACGAUUAUGGCGCUCUCGAACCCACCAUUUCCGGCGACAUUAUGAAACUCCAUCAUGCCAAGCAUCACGCGACCUAUGUGACCAAUCUGAACGUGGCGGAAGAAAAAUUAGCCGAGGCGAAGGCGAAAGGCGACACUUCUGCCGUGAUCGCACCCGCACUCCGAUUCAAUGGAGGAGGUCACAUCAACCAUUCAAUCUUUCGGGCGAAUAUGAAACUCAAGGACUCACAUUUGACUAAUGUCACCCCUCGGUUGAAAAUAUAUGGCGAAACGCAGAACGAGUCAAGCGUAACAAGUCCGGCAUCACUCAGUCACCGUCGCAAUGGUCUUGACGAACUCACCAACGUUCCUCGUCGCCCCCUCAAAAAUUCCGAUCUCCCAAAGGAAGCCAAACAAAUACUCCCCUACACUUUACCAACGAAAACCAAAGAAGACAUUAUCAACGAACAUAAUGCUAUGUGUCAAGUACGACGAGGAUACAGAUGCCAAUUCUGGUGUGUGACAAAACCCAUCGUAUCAUUAAGGGUAUCAACCGUCAUGGAUCAAAGUUACAAAGUGUGUCCAACUUACAUACCAGUUGAUGGGAAACCUGGUGUCUACACCUACAAAUAUGCUACAGACCCACAAGUAGAGUUCAUAUUACUGUUCGAUAUUACGUUCCAGGAAAGACAUAAUAGUCCAAUUAAUAGUUCAUGUCAUGCUGUAGAAGCUUUGUCCCACUUUAUGUCAAAAUUAUGGCAAUACCAAAACAUACACGAUCCUGCCAAAUACCUUCCUCUGUAUACUGCAGCUAAUAAUUCUUCGACCAAUUAUCAUGCACGGUACUGGGAACACUUAGAUUUUGAAAUACUAAUGAAAAGGUACGUUAACUGCGACAGUUUUAACAUAAAUUUCGAUGCGAAUUUAAAUAGUCUAUUCGAUACAGUUAAUAUGCAUUUUAGUGCAAUGUACCCAGACCAUGAUUUAAAAUGCACUAGACAAUCUAUAACUGAAUUCUGUACCACAUUUGACGCAUUAAAUGUAACCCCCCAAAGACGUUCUACAACCGUAAAAGUCAAUAAACAUGAGUGUCUCAUUUGUGGAGUUGAAUACGAUAACCAUACAUUAGCGAGACAUGUAAGUUAUGCUCAUCCCGACUGCGAUAAUUCUUGUAAAAUCUGUAAUGUAGUUACUAACUCCGUACAAUCGAAACUGAGACACGAAAAAUUGCAUGAAUUAAAAAUUGAAUGUUCAAAAUGUCGUGUCCCAUUUUCAUCGUAUAGCUCUAGAAAAAAUCAUGAGAACAAAAAAAAUUGUAUGUCAUAUGAUUAAAAUUGUACAAUGUUUUUGAAAACUUAGUUGUUUUAAA
This is a messenger RNA of Folsomia candida, 1864 nucleotides long. RefSeq lists its product as uncharacterized. Gene Ontology annotation, biological process: superoxide metabolic process. The transcript is spliced from 3 exons. Gene Ontology annotation, molecular function: metal ion binding; superoxide dismutase activity. Lineage: Eukaryota; Metazoa; Arthropoda; Collembola; Entomobryomorpha; Isotomidae. The record is from RefSeq and is a predicted model, not a curated record. Bases 16 to 1827 code for a protein of 603 amino acids. Gene Ontology annotation, cellular component: mitochondrion.